Messenger RNA from Acipenser ruthenus (sterlet), 5316 nucleotides. RefSeq names its product ATP-binding cassette sub-family C member 8-like. Gene Ontology annotation, cellular component: membrane. Gene Ontology annotation, biological process: potassium ion transport; transmembrane transport. The record is from RefSeq and is a predicted model, not a curated record. The transcript is spliced from 40 exons. Gene Ontology annotation, molecular function: ATP binding; sulfonylurea receptor activity; ATP hydrolysis activity. Bases 420 to 5201 code for a protein of 1593 amino acids. NCBI's taxonomy places the organism in Eukaryota, Metazoa, Chordata, Actinopteri, Acipenseriformes, Acipenseridae.
AUUCAGCACCUCGGCUAGCUCCUUCGGGUGCAAUUCGCCAUCUGGCACUAGGACCGUGUAUUUCUACUGGGAAUGGACCAAGAUUAUAAUUCCUGCAAAAAAAUUAGAGGAAUCCUUAAACGAUGCAUUACAGUCACGUUUAAACCCUUCUUUCCGCGAGUUUUCGAGAUUCGUGUGAUACCUAUCGAUAGAUAUAUCCUGGAAAGUGUAAAGGUGUUUUGGAAUGUAAACGGUUCUUAGCUAUUGAUAGCACAAUACUACGAAAAGCACAAUGCUGACCUACUGCUGCUUCUACUUAAUAAUUCAGAUUGCUUUUCAUUACGAGGAUAUUGUACUGUGAGCCUGCAAUACCAUUUGGAAUAGUCAUAUCAUUUGUAUACGACGGCAGUUGUAGAAAUACAACUCGUUUUUGGAUCAAGAUGGUGUCCAGAUACAAACCGAGUCCCAGCUCGACCAUGUCCUUGGCAUUCUGUGGCAAUGACAACAAUUCAGCUGCAUACAACGUAGACCGGGGAGUGCUGAACAACGGCUGCUUCCUGGACGCCCUCAGCAUAGUGCCACAUGUAUUCCUGCUAUUUAUAACCUUCCCUAUACUAUUCAUAGGGUGGGGCAGUCACAGUUCCAAGGUUCACAUACAUCACAGCACAUGGCUGCAAUUCCCAGGCCACAAUUUAAGAUGGAUCCUGACAUUUAUUCUCCUGUUUGUGCUGGUGUGUGAAAUUGCAGAGGGCAUAGUGUCGGAUGGGAUGGAGUCCCGCCACCUGCACCUCUACAUGCCUGCUGGACUGGCAUUUAUGGCUGCGGUUACAUCCAUCAUCUACUACCACAAUAUUGAAACCUCCAACUUCCCAAAGCUGCUGCUAGCUUUGCUCGUCUACUGGAUUUUAGCUUUCAUCAUAAAAACCGUCAAGUUUGCCAAGUUCUGCGAGCAUGGGAUUUGGUUCACCCAGCUGAGGUUCUGCAUCACAGGUCUCUUGGUUGUGCUGUAUGGAAUGCUAUUGGCAGUGGAGAUCAAUGUCAUCAGAGUGAGGCGCUACGUGUGUUUCAAAAACCCCCCCGAGGUGAAGCCUCCUGAGGACUUGCAGGACCUUGGGGUGCGCUUUCUGCAGCCCUUUGUGAACCUCUUGUCAAAAGGCACCUACUGGUGGAUGAACACCUUCAUCACUUCAGCACACAAGCGGCCCAUCGACUUGAAAGUGAUCGGUAAGCUGCCCAUCGCCAUGAGGGCUCUCACCAACUACGUGCUCCUGAGGAAGGCUUUUGAGGCACAAAAGACAAAGGGUUCCAGUUCUCCUCAGGGAUCGAAAUCCAUUUGGUGUGCAAUGCGGCAUGCCUUCGGGAAGCCCCUGGUCCUUAGCAUCACAUUCCGGUUUCUGGCUGAUCUGCUGGGCUUUGCAGGGCCGCUGUGCAUCUCUGGAAUUGUUCACCAUCUCAGCAAGGAGAACAAGACCUUCCUCCCUCCGGUGAAAUUGCUGGGGGUUUAUUUCAUUUCCUCCCAAGAGUUCCUAGCCAAUGCUUAUGUUCUGGCUGUCCUUCUGUUCUUUGCCCUUCUCCUUCAAAGGACAUUUCUCCAGGCAUCCUAUUAUGUGGCAAUCGAAACUGGAAUUAAUCUGAGAGGAGCAAUACAGACAAAAAUUUACAAUAAAAUAAUGCGCCUCUGCACUUCGAAUAUGUCUAUGGGAGAGAUGACAGUGGGGCAGAUUUGCAAUCUGGUUGCCAUAGACACAAACCAGCUGAUGUGGUUCUUUUUCCUUUGUCCUAACCUUUGGGCCAUGCCAGUACAAAUUGUUGUGGGAGUGAUACUCCUGUACUACCUCCUUGGUAUUAGUGCCUUAAUUGGAGCAACAGUGAUUGCAGUACUUGCACCUGUACAGUAUUUUGUGGCUACAAAACUGUCCCAAGCUCAAAAAAGCACUUUAGAGUAUUCCAAUGAACGUUUGAAGAAAACCACUGAGCUCCUGCGGGGGAUCAAACUCCUGAAGCUUUACGCUUGGGAGCACAUUUUCCACGAUAGUGUUGAGGAGACGCGACAAAAGGAGAUGACCAGUCUCAAGGCUUUCGCUCUUUACACCUCCAUUUCCAUCUUCAUGAAUGCAGCUAUACCCAUUGCAGCAGUGCUGACUACGUUUGUGGUCCAUGCUCACCUGUCUGAGGAUGCUGACCUCUCACCAGCUGUAGCCUUUGCCUCGCUCUCCCUGUUCCACAUCUUGGUCACUCCCCUGUUUCUGCUUUCCAGCGUGGUGCGCUCAACUGUCAAAGCCCUGGUCAGUGUGCAGAAAUUGAGCGAGUUCUUCUCUAGUGAAGAGAUUGGAGAGGAGCACGAGUACAAGGCCGCUGUGCAGCUGAGCUCUGGCAGCCACACCAAAUACCAGGCCGUUCCCCUAAAAGUUGUUAACCGCAAACGGCCUGCUCGGGAAGACUGGAGCAGUUACAGCUCCCAAAGAGAGACAGAGAAGGAGACAUCAGUGGAAGAGGAUGUUUGUAUCAAGAUUACAAAUGGAUAUUUCACUUGGAUGCCUGAUGGAUCUCCUACAUUGUCCAAUAUUGAUAUAAGGAUUCCUUAUGGCCAAUUGACUAUGAUUGUAGGACAGGUGGGUUGUGGAAAAUCGUCUUUACUCCUGGCAGCCCUCGGAGAAAUGCAGAAGAUUUCUGGAAGUGUUUACUGGAACAGCAUGUCUGAUCACAAGUCAGAGGGAGAAGACAGCCCCAUUGAGAAGGACUCAGCCCUUGAUGGUGAUGUAAGAAAAAGAGGAUCUGUGGCCUAUGCUUCCCAGAAGCCCUGGCUUUUAAAUGCAACUGUGGUGGAGAACAUCAUCUUUGAAAUGCCCUUCAAUAAACAGAGGUACAAAGCAGUGAUUGAUGCAUGCUCCCUACAACCAGAUAUCGACAUUCUUCCCCAUGGAGACCAGACACAGAUAGGAGAGAGGGGGAUCAAUCUGUCAGGGGGGCAGCGCCAACGCAUCAGUGUAGCGAGGGCCCUCUACCAACAGACCAACGUGGUGUUUCUGGAUGAUCCUUUUUCGGCUCUCGACAUCCACCUCAGCGAUCACCUCAUGCAAGAUGGGAUCCUGAAGAUGCUGAGGGACGACAAAAGGACAGUGGUGCUGGUCACCCAUAAGCUCCAGUACCUUCCACACGCAGACUGGAUCAUUGCUAUGAAGGACGGUACCAUUCAGAGGGAGGGAACACUGAAGGACAUUCAGAACUCUGAGCCAGAGUUGUUUGAACACUGGAAGACCUUGAUGAACAGACAAGACCAGGAGCUGGAAAAGGAGACUGUUGCUGAAAGCAAGACUGUCCUGGAGAGGAAGAACCUGCGCAGAGCCAUGUACUCUAGAGAGGCCCUAAUGAAAACUGAGGAGGAGGAUGAAGAGGAGUCAAUUGAGAGCGACGAUGAAGACAACAUGUCAUCUGUCCUGCGGCAGAGGGCCAAGAUCCCCUGGCGGGCCUGUGGGACAUACCUGAGCUCGGCCGGCGUCCUCCUCCUUCCACUCCUGCUGCUCUCCCAGCUCUUCAAGCACUCCCUCAUGCUGGCCAUCGACUACUGGCUCGCCAAGUGGACGUCAGACGUCAUUUCAGCCAAAAUCAAUUCCGUCAAGAACUGCACUGUCAGCCAGGAAUGUAGAUUCAGCCAUUCGUCGUACUCCAUGGUGUUCAGCAUUCUCUGCUGCCUGGGGAUCAUACUGUGUCUAAUUACCUCUGUGGCUGUGGAGUGGACUGGUCUGAAGGUAGCAAAGGAACUGCACCACAGUUUGCUGAACAAGAUCAUAUUGGCACCAAUGAGACUAUUUGAAACAACCCCACUUGGAAGCAUCCUGAACAGAUUCUCAGCUGAUACGAACACCAUAGACCAGCACAUCCCUGCCACUCUGGAGUGCCUCAGUCGCUCCACCCUCCUGUGUGCGUCUGCACUGGCUGUCAUCUCGUACGUGACACCAGUGUUCCUCAUAGCACUCGUCCCACUGGCUGUGGCCUGUUACUUCAUCCAGAAGUACUUCAGAGUGGCGUCCAGGGAUCUUCAACAGUUAGAUGACAGCACUCAGCUUCCCUUGCUUUCUCACUUCUCUGAGACGGUGGAGGGACUGACCACUAUUCGGGCGUUUGGGUACGAAGCAAAGUUUAGACAAAAGCUGCUGGAGUACACAGAUGCCAACAACAUUGCCUCCCUGUUUCUUACAGCAGCAAACCGCUGGCUUGAAGUUCGCAUGGAGUAUAUAGGCGCCUGUGUGGUUCUCAUAGCAGCCGUGUCAUCCAUCACCAACUCUCUCUAUAACCAGCUGUCCUCAGGUCUUGUGGGUCUAGGCCUUACAUAUGCACUCAUGGUAUCAAAUUAUUUGAACUGGAUGGUGCGCAAUCUUGCAGAUAUGGAGGUACAGCUGGGAGCUGUAAAAAGAAUUAAUGGUCUCCUGAAGAUAGAACCUGAAAAUUAUGAAGGCCUUCUUUCGCCAUCACAGAUUCCAACCAACUGGCCCCAUCAAGGUGAAAUUCAAAUCCAGAACUUGAGUGUCCGCUAUGACAGCACACUCAAACCAGUCCUAAAACACGUCCAUGCCCACAUCAGCCCAAGACAAAAGGUUGGAAUAUGUGGGCGAACAGGAAGUGGGAAGUCCUCGUUUUCAUUAGCUUUUUUCAGGAUGGUUGACACAUUUGAAGGACGGAUUAUCAUUGAUGGGAUAGAUAUUGCCAAACUGCCUUUACAAACACUUAGAUCCAGGUUUUCAAUUAUUCUCCAGGAUCCCAUCUUGUUCAGUGGCACAAUUCGGUUUAAUUUGGACCCGGAAGGAAAAUGCACAGACAGCAUGCUAUGGGAAGCCCUGGAAAUAGCACAGCUGAAGCCUGUGGUGAAAGCACUUCUAGGAGGAUUAGAUGCAAUGGUCACAGAAGGAGGGGAAAACUUCAGCCUCGGGCAACGCCAGCUGUUCUGCUUGGCUAGAGCAUUUGUGCGGAAGAGCAGCAUUCUGAUCAUGGAUGAAGCCACUGCUUCUAUAGACAUGGCCACGGAAAACAUUUUACAGAAAGUUGUGAUGACUGCCUUUUCUGAUCGGACUGUGGUUACCAUAGCACACCGUGUCCACACCAUACUUAAUGCGGACCUGGUCAUUGUAAUGAAACGAGGAAUCAUUUUGGAGUAUGACAGGCCUGAGGUUCUGUUGGAACGGGAAGACAGUGUCUUUGCCUCUUUUGUACAAGCAGACAAAUAAUGGACAAACAUUGCAAGUGAAGUGCAAUUGUACUAUUAAUUCAUUUUUUAAUCAUGUAAAAUAUGUGUAAAAAAAUGAUUCUUUUAAUAAUAAAAAUCAAUUAUGGUAAUCAGUG